Molecule: messenger RNA, 2952 nt
Organism: Pichia kudriavzevii
Lineage: Eukaryota; Fungi; Ascomycota; Pichiomycetes; Pichiales; Pichiaceae
Exons: 1
Coding region: 1-2952 (983 amino acids)
Source: RefSeq, a predicted model, not a curated record
AUGAACUUUCUGAAGAGCGUUGCCUCGAUGGCUCAGAAUGCCAUUGAGUCAAUCAACAAUCCGAAACAUUUAACAGCGGACCAGUUAAUGCAGCAAGAGUUCCGAAUGCCAACGAGUGAACAUAUAAUCAAUGUGGUUGCAUGCGAUUAUAUUAUCACAAGUCGUGUUCUAUAUAGCUUGAGAGAUGGUGCUAAGAGUUUUUCAUAUCUGCCGCCCCCCAUUGAUGCCAAUGUCCGAGUUUCUGGAGUAUUAACUAUCACCGAUAACUAUUUUAUGGCUAGAAAAAACGGAAGCGAUCAAAACAAGGUUGUGUUUCACUUAGCGACAAUCAAGUCCUUCCAUAAGAUACCUAAUGCAGAGAUGGUACAUGUUAGGAUAUCAACAAACAAUGGAAUGAUUUUGGAUGUUUUCACAGAUGCACCUCGAAACAAAGCGGAACAAUUUUGGUACUUGUUCAACAAACAGCAUGAGUUAUGCAAAUCACAGGAGAUAAAGCUCAUGAAUUUUCAAAUGUCUUUAUAUUCCGAGUAUUUGAUCUCGAAGAAUUGCAAAAACUCGAAGCUCGGAGAAAAACACUUGGAUAUACCUCUGCAUCCUAAAGGAGGUCUAGGAUUGAUGUACAAAUUCCCGGGCGAUCAAACAAAAGAGCAGGAAGUGAUGAAGCUAAAGCGUUGGUUUGAAUAUUUUCGUAGAUAUGGAAGGAAUUUGGAACUUGUUCAAAAUCCUUUUUUCUUCAAUCUCAUUUACAUAGGGGUGCCGAAUCGGUUGAGAGGGGAGAUCUGGGAAUUGUCAUGCGGUGCCAUAUACUUACGAUACCAAAAUAACGAUGAGUAUGGAAACCUUCUUCUUAAAAAUAAAGACGGUCAUUCCCUUGCUAUUGAGGAGAUUGAAAAAGAUCUUAAUAGGUCACUACCUGAGUAUAGUGCCUUUCAGACUCCAGAUGGAAUCAAUAAACUCCGUAAGGUUCUAACAGCAUAUUCAUGGAAAAAUCCCGAAAUAGGCUAUUGCCAGGCUAUGAAUAUCGUUUCAGCUGCUUUAUUGAUUUUUAUGUCUGAAGAACAGGCAUAUUGGACUAUAAACGUUUUAUGCGAAAAACUAAUUCCAGGAUACUAUUCUAAAACUAUGUACGGAGUUUUGUUAGAUCAGAAAGUUUUUGAGGCUCUAGUUAAAAAGAGCUUACCUUCUGUUGGAGACCAGUUUGCAGCUCAUGAUAUUCAACUUUCAAUAGUAUCACUUCCAUGGUUUUUAUCUCUUUUCAUCAACACUAUGCCUUUAGUGUUUGCUUUCAGGGUUCUGGACGCCUUCUUCAUACAGGGACCGAGGGUGCUCUUUCAAAUCGCAUUGGCAAUCAUUAAAGUGAACUCAGAGAAAUUACUUCAAUGUACAGAUGAUGGUGAAUGUAUUGCUAUUUUUAAGGAAUAUUUUAUGAGUCUUGAUGAAACUUUUCCUGUCAAUGGAAAACUCAAGAGGAAUUUUGAUCUUCUGUGGGAAACAGCCUUGAAGGAAUUUAGCAUUAUUGAUGAUAAGCUGAUCGAGAGAACAAGAAAUGUUUAUAAAAAUGAAGUGUUUGAAGGAAUUGAUCUGUUUGUUAAAAGAGCUGAAAUUAGAAAUCUUCCAAAAAUGCACUAUUUAACCAAUGAUCAACUAUCGAACAUUUAUGAUAGAUACUACCGAGUUUUACUACAAGACAAGGAUGAUCCAAAUAGAGGAGAGUUAUCAAUGGAGUAUUAUUCAUUUAAGAUUUUUAUGUCUGAGAUUACACCAUGGGCUAGUCUUGAAUCUCAAGAUAAAACCCAGGAUAGAUUUUUGCAUAGACUCUAUAGUAAAUGGUCAAAUGAAUCAGACUUAUUAUCUUUGCAGACAUUGGUAUCUGGCCUUGACAGGGUUAGAGACCGUGAUUUAAUGAAUUCUCUUUCUUACUUUUUUGAGCUAUAUUUAGCUGAUGGGGAAAAAGACAGAAUCCCAAAAGAAACAGUUCUUGAGUUGGCCGAGGAACUUAUUUUUAUUACCUCUCCAUGGCGUGAUGGAACACUAUUUGAUACAAUAGCUAAUAGGGAGCUAGAGGAUUCCAUUGCAGAAAAAUUAGUUGAAAAAAGAGAAGCUUUAAUUGCACAAGGUGUCCAAAUUGACCCAGACCAAGAAAUCAGUCUCCCCGAUGAGGUCAAAUUUGAUGAAGAAAAGUGGAAGGGCAAACAAAGCCUAAGAUAUUUGUCUGCAAGUUCUUCUUUCUUGAAUUUGGCAUUCCAGUAUGCACUUCCCUAUGAAGAUACGAAUGCCCCUUUGAUUGAAUUGGACGAUACCGGGCGAAAUGAAAGCAUUACACAUAAUAAAGCACUCGAUCCAAACACGCCGGUCUACAUAACAUCAUCAAUGUUUAGGAUGAUUGUGUUAGCCAAUGAAACAUACUCUUCCUUUUUUGAGCAUGAAUUUUGGGCGUCUUUUGAUGUUGAUCUACCAGGAAAUACAGAUCAGUCUGUCCUAGGCGAUUUGGUUGGAAAUAUUCGUGGAGUGGUUAAUAAUGUUAUGGCGGAUGGAGUGAGAGUUGCCAAUCAAGUCAAAAAGAGGAUGGGAGACGCCAGGGCAAGAGCGGAUACUUCCACUAGUAUGGAAAGUGGAUUAAGCUCGUUAGGAUCAGCACAAGUGUCGGCCACCAGUAAACUGAACAGCCAUCAAAGAGAAAGUAUCGAUAGCAAAGGUGCAGCAAGUAUCAACACUGGUUGGACCCUAGAAUCCGGAGCAUUGAACGAAACCUUUGACGAUUCUAACAUUGAUGAUUUUAUGGAAAAUCCUGAAGAGACAGUCUUACUUGGAGAAAAGGAAAACGAAUAUAAGGAGAAAUUGGAUACCGUGGACACAGACGGCGAUGAAGAUGAAUAUGGCAAUUAUAUCCAAGCUUCAAACAAGGAUACAGUCAAUGAGGUAAAAGAUAAAAUUAGUGACCUUUUGUUAUAA